GACAAAAUCAGUUUUUGAGAAAACUUUAAUAUUAAAUUCCCUCCACCGGUCCUCAAGCAGCUCCUUCUUGAGAAUAAAAUAGUACCUAUAUGGCAGUUAGCGGCCCUUUAAAGGGGUGGCAGUUAGCGGUAUAGUAUAUGUGGCAGUUUUAACGACAUAUAACUCGUGGCAGUUAACGGCGUCUAAAGACGCGGCAGUUAGCGGCGUGUGUACAAAACCCACCUGGUUGAUAAGGUCUCUAAGUACAGACGUGUAUUAGAGUAAAAUAGGUCCGGACCGCUAGAAGGACUGCAAGAAUAGAGGAGGGCGAGAAUAAUUUUUGGGAACUAAAUUUCUGAGUCAAAGUCAAGUGAGAGAACAACAAAAUGGGAUCCCACUUAGCUAAAGAAUUAAAAUAUAACCCAAAAAUACACACUGCUCCAUUAUUUCAUGAGAUGAGUAGAAAUUAUGGCACAGAGAGUGUAAUGUAUGUUCCAAUUUGGAUUAGAUACUUUGGAUUUCCAGUAAAUGGCAGUCUUGGUGUUAAAUAUUUAGGGAGAUUCAAGCAGAGGAUACAGCAGCCGCCCAUGGGGUGUCCACGGGCAGUAACUAAUCAUUGGAAAAAGCAUAAGGAAAAUAUGUUAAGGGCAGCAGGGUUUUGGAUAGAGGAGGCAGAAAAACGGGAGAAAGAAAGGGAGGGGGGUGCAAUUAAACCCAUGUCUCAGUGUCUCUCAGCAGUGCUCGAUCCUGACCUGGACGCCGCCUGUCCCCGACGCCCACCACCUAACAACAAUCAAGUAGGCGCUCCAGCAGCUGAGGCACCACCACCACCAGCAGCUGAGAUACCACCACCACCGCCACCACCACCAGCGUAUGCAGGCCCAUUUCAACCCGGUCCAUAUGCAGAACUGAGGGAGAGGCUGGAUGAGAUGAUAGCCAACACAAGUUUGGGGACCAACGCCCCAGCAAGUUCCCCGGUGUCAAGCAACACAAGGCAAAAGAGGCCAGGGGGGGGGCAAACCAAUCUCCCUCCUGCAAAGCCCCAAAACACAGGGCGUUUGGACCAGUCAGAUGAUCUGAUUUUCGUAGGACCGAUGGUUGAAGUAGCAGGGCAUGAAGGGCCAAUGCUAGUUCACAGAUACUGGACUGAAAAGGACAUUUUGGAAGUUUCUACUGGAUUACCAGACCCACAACAAGUUGGAGGAAGGAAAUUCGGAAAUGAAUUUGAGAACUUUUGUAUUUCGUGCCGACCCACAGCCAACGAGAUAAAGCGCAUCCUGAUGAGAAAACUUGGAUCAAGUUACUGCAAGAUUGACAGAGGUUGGCCGCAGCAGGACAUCAGACUGGGUGAUGUUCAGUGGAAUCGAGAUCCUGCAGCAGACCCAGAUGUGAAUUUGGAGUACAGGAACAUGAUAAGAGACUUAAAAGAGCGUCUUGUUGCAGCUUUUCCCCUUCACGUCAACAUGGGAAAAAUCGCUGAAUGCAAACAGGAAGACGGAGAGACUGUGCAGGAUUAUAUGGUUCGUCUAACCAGAAUCCACACUGAUCAUAGUGGACUUGACGCUCCUGCAGCCAGAGCAGAAAAUGCUGAUGCGGUUUCUUCCUGGGAAGCACACUUGCGCAAUAGCUUCCUACUGGGACUGAAGCCAGAAUUGGCCAAUUCCAUCAAACAACACUGUAUUGGAUAUUAUCGACAACCUCUCAGCGUUAUUGAAGAUCAUGCCAGACACUAUGAGAUUCUCUUCAAAAAUCAAGAGAAGAAAAAGGAGAAGAAAAAGUCUGAAACGAUGGAUCAAGCUAUGUUAACGAUGGUACAGCAGGUAACGGAGCUAACUGUAAGCUCCCAGAGAGGAAAAGGAAGAGCACGAGGAAAAGGAAGAGGUAGAGGAAGAGGUGGACGAGGUGGACGAAGUGGAUUUGCUGGUAACGGGCCUGUAUUCCGACCACCAGCUCCUCAACAACAGCAACAAAACAGUCAAGAGGACGAAACUGAAGUGGAUUGGACAAACAGGUGAUAUGCCUGCAGAAGGGAAGGACACUUUGCUAGAGACUGUCCUGGAGAAGUUGACAGCAGUGCGUCAAACAAGUGACGGGCGGCGGAGAGGCAGGACGGCACAGGCGAGUCCACUGAGUCAUCGGACAGGGAAGUAGAUCUUUCUUUCUCUUACCUUAGUUUAGUGCAGCAAUUAACCAAUAAUCCUACAGCAAUGCCAAUGUUAAAUGUUGAAGUAUGUGGAAAGACAUUGAAAUUUAUGGUUGACAGCGGUGCUGGUUAUUCUGUAAUUAGGGCUGAGGAUUUGAAAUGUGAAACACAACCAGGAAAACAUACAGCAUUAAUUGGGGCAAUUUGCCAAAUUCCUAAGCCCACAACAAAGAAGCAACUGCUUUCCUUUUUAGGAAUGUGUUCAUACUGCCGCACUUUCAUUUCCUCCUAUGCAGAGCAGGAGGGCCCUCUCAGAGAUAUUAUUCCUACGAAAGGGGUUAGCACUGCAAAACUGCAGUGGACACAAGAGGCAGAAGAAGCAUUUAUACAGCUUAAGGUGGCUUUGCAAAAUAUGCCAGCAUUGGGCAUACCUGAUCCAACUAAACCUUUUGUUCAGAUGGUAGAUGCAAAAGGCAUCUAUAUGACUUCAGUGCUUACUCAAAAACAUGGAGAUAAGCUUCGCCCUGUUGCAUACUUCUCUUGUAAGCUGGACUCAGUGGCUCAGGGCCUGCCCACCUGCCUUAGAGCAGUGGCAGCAGCAGAAAAGGCACUAAUAGCUUCAAGAGACAUAGUGGCUUAUGCUCCACUUACAUUAAAGGUACCACAUGCAGUGCACAACAUUCUCCAAGAUCAGAGAGUUGCACAUCUAUCAGCCCAGAGAUGGCUGCGAUAUCACACUGCUUUACUUGACAUGCCUAAUGUUACAGUACAACGUUGUAGCACGCUCAAUCCUGCUUCCCUUCUCCCAACUCCAGAGGAUGGGGAGCCACACGACUGUCAGCUGUUGCUGCAGCACGCGUGCACACCACGAAUAGAUUUGCAAGAAGAGCCAUUGCACAAUGCGCAAAUGGAGCUCUUUGUUGAUGGCUCAGCAAGCAGAGAUAAGACAGGAACGAACAGAGUAGCAUACGCUGUAGUGUCAGCCACAGAGGUCUUGGACACUGGCGUUUUGCCCAGCUCUUACUCAGCACAGGCAGCUGAGCUAGUAGCCCUUACAAAAGCAUGUGAAUUGGCAAAAGGUCAAUCAUUAAAUGCGUACACUGACAGCAGGUACGCAUGGGGCGUGGCAAAUGAUUUUGGUUUUAUGUGGAAGCAGCGUAAUUUCCUGACAAGUUCAGGAACAAAGAUCAAACACCAUGAGCUGAUUAACAACUUGCUUUCUGCUCUUUUGCUUCCCUCACAGAUCGCAGUAAUCAAGUGUGCCGCACACACAUCCACAGGAGAUCCAGUGAGCAGGGGAAAUGCGUUUGCAGACAGCGUCGCUAAGCACACAGCUCAUAAUGCAAACAUCACAGCUGCACAAAUUUCUACACCAGAGCAGGAGAAACCUUCCUUAAUUGACAUUCAGUCAAUGGCAACACCAUUAGAAAAAAAAUUGUGGGCUAAAACUGAUUGUUACAAAGACAAUGGCAUUUGGAGACAGAAAUCCACCAACAGGCCGCUCCUGCCCAAACAAUAUGCUAAGGUUUUGAUCAAAAUUGUCCAUGGGAGGAGUCACAUGGCCAAGGGAGGGAUAGUAGAGCAGAUUUCCAGGUAUUGGUAUGCACCUGGACUCCACACACUUGCCCAAAAUUUUUGUUCUUCAUGUCUCAUCUGUGCUCAACACACACACAGACAUGCUGCACCACUCACACAGCAGCCAGCAGGUCAUCCACCUGCCACAGAACCAUUUCAACACUGGCAGAUAGACUUUGUAGAGCUAACUCCAGCUGAAGGAAAAAAGUUUCUCCUGGUCUGUGUUUGCAUGUUCAGUAAAUGGAUUGAAGCUUUCCCAACAGGUAAACAGGAUGGAGAAGCAGUGGCUAAAGCAUUUCUCAGAGAACUGAUCCCAAGAUUUGGUCUGCCAAAAAGGGUUUCUAGCGACAAUGGCACACCAUUUGUACACACAGGGCUCAAAAGUUUGACCAAAUAUUUGGGUAUUGACAUGCACAAGCAUUGUAGUUACCACCCCGCCUCAGCAGGGGCAGUAGAGAGAGCAAACGGCACCAUCAAAAAUGGAUUGGCAAAAAUUACACAGCAAACAGGUCUAAAUUGGGUCAAAUGUCUCCCUCUGGUCCUGUGGCAAAGCAGAACCAGGGUGCAAGCAAAAACAGGCCUAAGUGCAUUUGAGAUUGUUUUUGGCAGACCUCCCAAUGUAGGAGUGGGGCCCCCCCCACUGGAGGAUCAACUGUUAGACCACACACUUGUUGAAUACUGUAUCUCAUUGCAUGAUUCUCUUUUGUCUGCAUCUCGACAGGUAAAAGCUGUGCUACCUCAACCAGCUGACCAACCCUUCCAUAACCACAAGCCAGGAGACUGGGUGCUGAUCAAGGAUCUGCGGAGACGAAGGUGGAACCAGCAAAGGUGGACUGGACCUCAUCUUGUGCUCCUGACGACCCACACUGCGCUGAAGAUUGAAGGACGUGGAACCUGGGUUCAUCACACACACUGCAAGAAGGCCCCCACCAAACCUGAAGAAGAGGAAGCUCUGGUUGAUCAGUGAGUGGGUGUCUUAAGGUCUCAUGGCUGGUGGGACGAGUGCGAUUGGGCGUGCCCGCACUCUGAGCACUAAAGUGUCUACAUAGGCUAGGGGCACCCACCCUGAUAAACCAGUAUCACCAUGCUGUGGCUGUUAAUGGUGGUGACCCUCCUACCUGGGUCCCAUCAGUCCCUUCAGGACCGAGUGGAACAACAGUGCUUUGGAAACAAAGCAUGCAUGGCCACAGUAGCAGCAGCUGACGAGGUGUCUCCCAACAGAGAAUGUAUUGUCUGCCAUAAGCUUGCUGUCCCCUGGAUACCAACUCCUUUAAACAAUGUGACCGCUGCUACAUUGCUGAAGGAUCCAGCAGACUGUGCUCUAGACAGGCAGAUGGCAUUUAUGCUAAAUGUAUCAGCCCAUUUCGCAGCCACGAAACAAAGCCCUCCAUAUAAUGGAAAUGUGACUGCUAUGUUUCAGAUGAUGCCCCAAUGUAACAUGACCCACCCCGGACCAAGAUAUGAGCCAAAAUUUGCGAACAUGUCUUUCACCACGGUGCCCCCUCUCAAUGCAUCCACCUGCAUGUGCUCAUCUGGAAUAAGAGGAGGGCCUCGUUUAGGGUACACUGACUGUAAAGUUAACAUCACCUUCUAUGAUAGCUUAGGCUUCAACUGUUCAAUAUCGGAUG
This is a messenger RNA of Astyanax mexicanus (Mexican tetra), 5325 nucleotides long. RefSeq names its product protein NYNRIN-like. The transcript has 2 exons. NCBI's taxonomy places the organism in Eukaryota, Metazoa, Chordata, Actinopteri, Characiformes, Acestrorhamphidae. The coding region runs from base 366 to 1994 and encodes 542 amino acids. Gene Ontology annotation, molecular function: nucleic acid binding; RNA-DNA hybrid ribonuclease activity. The record is from RefSeq and is a predicted model, not a curated record. Gene Ontology annotation, biological process: DNA integration.